AUGCGACCCGCCUUUGCAAUAUUUGCAUUGCUUGGAUUCCUAUCAGCGACAGAUGCUACUGUAUUCCUGAAAGAGCAAUUUCUGGAUGGAGAUGGCUGGAAGAGCCGUUGGGUGGAAUCGAAACACAAAUCUGACUAUGGCAAGUGGAGGCUAACCGCAGGGAAGUUUUAUGGAGACGCCGAGAAAGACAAAGGCCUUCAAACGAGUCAGGAUGCUCGCUUUUACGCCCUCUCCAGCCGCUUUGAAGCUUUCAGCAAUGAAGGGAAGACUCUCAUCCUUCAGUUCACAGUUAAACACGAACAGCAAAUAGACUGUGGGGGCGGAUAUGUGAAGCUCUUCCCAGCCGACCUGAACCAAGAAGACAUGCACGGAGACUCCAGAUACUACGUCAUGUUUGGGCCAGAUAUUUGUGGCUAUGACACCAAAAAAGUCCAUGUUAUCAUCAACUACAAGGGGCAGAAUCACCUCAUCAAGAAGGAAGUGAAAGCCAGGGAUGAUGAACACACGCACCUCUAUACUCUGAUCAUAAGAUCUGACCAGACGUAUGAGGUCAAAGUUAACAAUGAGAAGCUGGCCUGGGGUAAGCUCGAGGACGACUGGGACUUACUUCCACCAAAAACCGUCAAAGACCCACACGCUGAGAAACCUGCAGAUUGGGACGAUCGGGUCCUCAUUGAUGACCCCGAGGAUUUGAAACCAGAGGGUUGGGACGAGCCUGAGAAUAUUCCAGAUCCUGAUGCUAAAAAGCCGGAUGACUGGGAUGAGGAAAUGGAUGGGGAAUGGGAACCUCCCAUGAUCCCUAACCCUGAGUAUAAGGGAGAGUGGAAGCCGAAGCAGAUUGACAAUCCCAACUACAAAGGUAGCUGGGUGCAUCCCGAGAUCGCCAACCCAGACUACACGGCUGAUGGCACCAUUUACAAGUUUGACAACAUUGGCGUGCUUGGCCUUGAUUUGUGGCAGGUUAAAUCGGGGACCAUUUUUGAUAACUUCCUCAUUACGGAUGACGAAAAAGCAGCAGAGAAUUUUGCUAAAGAAACCUGGGGAGCCACAAAGGGACCGGAGAAGAAGAUGAGAGAGGAGCAGCUGGAGGAGGAGAGGAAACAGAGGGAUGAGAAGAGCAGCAAGGACGACAUGAAGAACACUGCUGGUGGUGAUGGAGAUGAAGGUCUGGAUGAAGAGGGUGAAUAUGAGGAGGAGGAGGAAGAUGAGGAGGAAGAGGAGAAUGACUUUGAAGAGGAGAUUCCAGAAGGUCAGCUGGAGGAGGAGGAAGAGGAGGAAGAGGACGCUCCUGCUAAAGACGAACUCUAAAGAUGUCCACCCUGUCCGCCCAAAGACACAGGGGGACAAACUACAAAACCCUUUUCUGUUUUUCAGCCGUUGGGAACGAGAGGGUAGAGCAGGCAAUAUUUGCCUUACUAAUCGUUUCGUACUGCUUUUAAGGACCUUUUAUUAUUUAUUGUGGACCACACUUUACUUGAAGCACAGUCAGUCCUGUAGUUGUGAUAUUGUUUGGUGCUGUUUCUUGUUUUAUUUCCACUUAUUGGUUAUUUAUUACAAAUCUAUUUAGUAUUAACUUCUUCAAUGUCUGUGUUUUAAAGACUUCUGUAUAUUAAGUUAUCUCCUUGUCUCUGCCUUCUGUCUCCCAGAGAAUACGCGUCUCUCGAUUUCCAUCCAGUAUUUGUUAUGCAGACUGAUUUAAGUUUUUUAAAUAUAUUUUUAUUUUACGUUUUUUUUAAUUUUUUUAAAUCUCCGCCAAGGAGGUUAUGUUUUAGUACAUAUUUGCAUGCCUGUUCACACUUCUGUUGUGCUUUAGUUCAUAUGAGCAUUGUGGACCCUUAAAUUUGUGUCCUACAAGCUUGCCCACUCUCACCAGUUUCCUUGAAUUCCAAAACAUUGCACAAUGAUUUAUUCUGAGAGAAUAAAGAGACACAUCUUCUAUUUCGA
Engraulis encrasicolus (European anchovy) is the source of this 1944-nucleotide messenger RNA. It is a transcript of the gene calr3a, whose product is annotated as calreticulin 3a. Gene Ontology annotation, molecular function: calcium ion binding. Lineage: Eukaryota; Metazoa; Chordata; Actinopteri; Clupeiformes; Engraulidae. Gene Ontology annotation, biological process: protein folding. The transcript is spliced from 9 exons. Gene Ontology annotation, cellular component: endoplasmic reticulum membrane; endoplasmic reticulum. The record is from RefSeq and is a predicted model, not a curated record. The coding region runs from base 1 to 1308 and encodes 435 amino acids.